Messenger RNA from Ostrinia nubilalis (European corn borer), 3969 nucleotides. It is a transcript of the gene LBR, whose product is annotated as delta(14)-sterol reductase TM7SF2. Bases 202 to 2232 code for a protein of 676 amino acids. Gene Ontology annotation, biological process: cholesterol biosynthetic process. The record is from RefSeq and is a predicted model, not a curated record. Gene Ontology annotation, molecular function: Delta14-sterol reductase activity. Gene Ontology annotation, cellular component: endoplasmic reticulum membrane; nuclear inner membrane. Lineage: Eukaryota; Metazoa; Arthropoda; Insecta; Lepidoptera; Crambidae. The transcript has 4 exons.
GAAAACAAUUCGAGCGUCGUUGGUGCGUGGUCGCUUGGCGUUGUCGCGGUUCUUUGCGUUCUCCUUGUGUUGUUGUGUUGUGGCAUUUUAGCAAUAAUUUGUGUGUGUUGUUUACAUUGAAAAAAAAUAUCAUCGGAGUCAAGAAAACAAAAUCAAUAUUCUUCUAAUGUCAUUUUUAUGAUAUCGCCCUGAUUGAUCAACAUGUCGACAAGAAGUGGUCGUGUGAGAACAAGUGCUAUUGAAACGAGUCCUAUUCGAACUCGUAAAGGUGUAUCGCCGCCGCGAUCCCCCGCCAGAACGCGGAAAACUUCUCCGGCGUCCAAAAGUUCCCCGGCGCGGAAAAGUUCACCCCCCGCGCGUUCAUCCCGGAAAUCUCCUUCACGAAAAUCGCCGAGUCGUAAGCCAGCGUCUAAGUUUCCCGCCCGAAAAUCGCCUUCAAGAACUACUAAAGAAACCGCGGAAACAGCCUCCCAGAAGUCACCAACUAAACGUCCGGCUAUAAAAACUGAUACCAAUGUUUCGGUAAAACUUGAAGACCUCUCAUCUAAGUUAGAAAUUUUCCGCAGCACUCGGUCCAAACGGACUGAAUAUUCUAUCAAGGAUGUCAUCUCUUCCACAUCAAAUGAUUUGCCCGAACUUGAGAAGGUAAAUGGUGUUGAUUCAAAUGAUUUGUUUGGUCUAAGAAAUCGUAAAUCUGUGGAAGAAGUACCUCCACGCAGAUCCAGUCGAUUGAAAGAGUUUAUGGACAAUGUGCCUGACAUAAGACGCAGUCUUAGCAAAUCUAUCAGCAAGUCGGUGAGUAAGUCGAUUAGCCAGUCUCUUGACACAUAUUCAGAUGAAGAGAUCUCUGAGGAAGAGUUGUUCAAGGAUAAAAUUAAGCCUGUCACUAGAAAACUUGCUACUCCUUUACGAGGCAGCGAGAGCAAACUUGUCCAGAUGGGCAGCCGAUGGGAGUUUGGUGGCAGGGUUGGAUCUGCAUUGCUAAUUAUUCUGAUUCCUGUUGUGGUAUUAUCGAUUUUAAUUUCAUGUAAAAAAUCUUGCUCAUUGAAAUCUAUUUUGAAUAUAAACGAACACAAGUCUAUUGGACAAUGGCUAACAGUACAUGCAGGAAUAUUCUCUUUAUGUCAAUAUUUGGUGCAAGCAAUAUUUGCGGUUGUACCGUUAUUUGGAACAAAAGCUGACAGAUUAGAUGAGACUGGCAAUAAAUAUUGUUUCAAUGCAUUUUUUGCCAGUGUGUUCACUGUGAAUGCACUUUAUCUAUUGGAUUUCUUCGAAAUUUAUGACAAAGAAGCCUUGUUAAAUGAGUACUUGCAAUUGGCUGUGGUAUCGUACACAUUUGCCGUUCUACUUAGCUUGGUUCUGUAUGUAAAGAGCAGGAAUAUUGAUAGCACAGAACUAAACUUGUAUGGAAGUACUGGAUACAAACUGUAUGAUUUCUUCAUGGGACGUGAGAUUCACCCUUUUAUCAAGAAACUGGAUGUUAAAGUUUGGAUAUCAAGAGUGUCCAAUAUUAAUUCUCUUAUUUUCACAGCGUUGAUUUUUAAACAAGGAUUGCAAUAUGAAUACACAAAAGUUGAGGAUCAGAAUCUGUCCAUUGACAAUUUGAAAGUUAUGUUACAAAGCGUGCAGACCAAACCAACCAUCCUGGUGUUCUCGUUGAUGCAACUGACUUACAUCCUAAACUUUGUUAUGAAGGAACACAAGGUCACAACAACAUUUUUCUGGCAAUCAGAAGGUGUUGGAUACCUCCAAGUCGUAUCCAGUGCUUUAUACCCAUUCUAUUUCACAUCAAUAUCUAAAUUUGUGGCAGACACUCAGUUAUCUCUGUCAACUAACAUCUUAAUCUCUGCUUCUGUACUAUAUGUGCUGGGAUUCUUCAUAAUGCUUAUUAGUAACAAUAUUAAACAUGAAUUCAGGACAAAUCCAUUACAACCCAGUAUGGCAAAUUUGGAUUCAAUGCCGACGUUCCAUGGUAAGAAGCUGCUGGUAUCGCGACUGUGGGGCUUGCUUCGGCACCCGAAUUAUGCUGGCGAUAUCUUGAUACACCUCGCGCUGGCAACGCCUGGUGUUGUGUCGGAGAACUACGUAGCUGCAGCGCCUGCGUUGCUGACUAUUUUGGUGUUGCUGCAUCGAGCGUGGCGGGACCACGCGCGCUGCGGCCGCCGGUACGGAGCCGCCUGGAACAGAUACUGCAAGAGAGUACCCUCCCUCAUCAUACCAAAGGUACUAUAAAAAACAAUUGAAUUCCAACACCAAACGCUACGAACAAAUCGAAAUAUGCAUUUCAAACUACACCCAAUUAGAUGAUGUACUAGAUUGUAAUGUACAUAGUGAUUAUGUAUGAACAAAUAUUACGUUCAAUGUAUUAAUGAUGAGAUAAUAACUUAACUAUCUUAAGAGGGAUCUCGAAUAGUAAGUAGAUUGUUGAAAUGUUACAUAUUAUAUGUAGUUAGUUAAUAUGAGAUUAAUGACAUUGCCAUAUAAACCACCGGAUAAAUUUUCGAAUACUAAAUUAGCUCUCUAAAUUUAGACAAUAUUGUUUUAUUAUUUGUCUUUAGAUUAAAUUAUUUCUAUUAGGCUCAAAAUCUAGUAAUCCUCUUGAGUAAGGUGAAGGCAAUUUAAUUUUACAUGGAAAAAGUACCAUAGCAUAAGUAAAGAUAAAUUAUUUUAUGUGUUACAUUAUAAUGACAAUUCAAUUAUUUAAAUAUGAUAAAUUUAUCAUCUUGAGUUCAAUUUUACCUGUAAUUUAAAUAUAGCAUUUAGGUAUUAUGGUUGGUAUGAAUUUUAUAAUACCAAAAUCUCUACUUAAAAUCCUUCAGGAAAUGUUAUUAGGAAUUACAAAGUUCAUUUUGAUUUAAUAAUUAUUACAUAUUAUUUGGGUGUUCCCAUAAUAAAUAAUAUUGAUGGUAAUUGUAAUGGAAGGUAAAGAAUAAAGUCACACGGUUUUUAAUGCCAUGUAGUUAUAAUAUUGUAUUGUUAUAAAUAUAUUUAUUAGUAUGUAUUAUGUACUAUUGUGUGCCUCAUACUUUUAUGCUUUUAAAGCACAAAAUUAAAAUUAAAAGACAAAGAUAAUGUUGCUCAUAGAUCGAUUUUGAAACUUGUUGCUCAAUGCAUUUAUUCUAUGGUUGUACUAAGAUACUUAUAAAUGCUGAUUCCGCCUGAAUUGGAUCAUUGUAUACUUAAGUUACUUGCCACUAAGUUUUUAAAAUUUAACCAUAAUUUUGUUUAACUUUAAAUGCAAUAUGAGUAUUACAGCGCACUUUUUAUUAGUAUUAAUUUUAUUAUAUCAGUAUAUUUGACGAUAACUAAUCUUAUUAUGUAUUUUACUUUAUUUUUUAUAGAAAACCAAAAGAUAAGGUAUUAUAAAUUGUACAAAAUAUUGUAAGUUUUGUAUUUUAUAAUAUGUAGAAUCUUCAUAGACUCGUAUUUUUUCAAAGCUGAUGUUUUUUUAAUAAGCGAAUUUCAUUGAAUCUUCAUUUUGACUUUUGAAAGCUAUACAAAUUGUUUUUUUAUAAUGCCUAACUAAAAUAUUGUGUUUAAAUUCAUUAUUCUUACGGAACGAAACAAGAUCUGCCUUAUUUUUGUGUAUGACAUGACAUUCAUUAAAUUUAAUUAAUCACAAUGGUUAUCUUUAAAAGUAAUCUUAACAUAUCUAAUUAUCUACUUUGACGAGCUUUAAUGUAAAUAGAAUUCUCAGAUAUUUCUGAAUGUUCAUCUUCAUCCAUUACAUUAGGAAAAAAGACUGAACAUCACCAUAAAAGUAUAUAACAUUUUGAGAUUUUAUACCUUCAGUCAACUUAGGAAACAAAACUAGCGCAAAUGAACAUGAUAUUACGAGCUUAAAAUUUGUCAUGUAAGAAAUUGAGGUAGGUACUAUUCUCCAGUACAUUAUGUAUUGUUUAUUUUGUAAUAAUUGAUAGAGAUACAUAUUAAUGUAAUUUAAUUUUAAAAUAAACUUUAUUGAAUGCA